This is a messenger RNA of Aureobasidium namibiae CBS 147.97, 1524 nucleotides long. RefSeq lists its product as uncharacterized. The record is from RefSeq and is a predicted model, not a curated record. NCBI's taxonomy places the organism in Eukaryota, Fungi, Ascomycota, Dothideomycetes, Dothideales, Saccotheciaceae. The transcript has a single exon. The coding region runs from base 1 to 1524 and encodes 507 amino acids.
AUGGCUGUUGUGCCCGCUAUACUAUGCGGCUUAACGCUGACAUCAGCACAUCCAUAUUUUGGCCAGGCCGGCCAUGUUGCCACUCAGAGAGAAACCCCCAGCUGGACUGAGUCUUCUCUGUCAUGGGCCAACAGACAGACCUGUCGAUGGUUGAGCAAUUGCGAGACAACGGACUCGGGUGGCAAGGACUCGCUCUACCAGUACUCACAUUCGAAUCAGCAACAACCGCUGUCGCAAAUCCUACCAAAUACAUUGCCAGGUGCCUCGUCUUUCUGGACUAGUGGCUUCGAAAGACCAGAGACCUGGUCGAAAGAAGAACAUAUCUCACGGAAGAUUCCCCAGUAUGUCUACGAUUACACGCCGUAUGUCCAUUUGUUCUCAGGAGAGCAGUUCUGGCCAUGUGAUAUUGCUGAACAUCUUGUUCAUACAUCUCCAUACGCAAACUAUACUCUCAUACGAAGCAUGGAGAACGACAGAACCCUUGACAAUCUCGACGAACUCAAUGAAUUCGGUCAUUUCGCAUAUCUGAAAAGUGAGGAUAACGUGGAAGAGCGCCCCGAUUGGCUGGGUGGAAGUUCAAACAUACCCAGAGGCCCUGAGGGCAUCUUUGACCAACAUUCCGAUCGAGUUUUGAAGAACCCGUCACUCCGAAAAGAACAGGUGCAGGGUGAGAAACGUUGGAACGAUGUUGGCAGACAUGGUCCUGAGGAUCGUCGCAAGUCGUCAGACAGGUUGGAAGAACGAGGAGGACACAGCUCUGCGCCGGCAGUGCUGAUAGUCGUUCCCAAGGAAGAUGGGAUAGUCGACGCAUUCUGGUUCUACUUUUACAGUUACAACCUUGGAAAUAAGGUACUAAACAUACGGUUCGGCAAUCAUGUGGGAGAUUGGGAGCACUCGAUGGUCAGAUUCCGAAACGGUACACCUGAAGCAGUAUACAUCUCGGAACACGGAGCAGGAGAAGCAUACGCAUACCACGCAAUCGAAAAGUAUGGGAAGCGACCAGUCAUCUACAGUGCGACAGGCACACACGCAAUCUACGCAACGCCAGGAUUACACCCGUACGUAUUGCCGUGGGGUCUGUUGCACGACCAGACCGACAAAGGACCACUGUGGGAUCCAAAUCUGAACCACCACGCGUAUGUGUACAACUACACAUCUCGGCACUUGAAGUCAUCGGCACAGACACCGUAUGCACCGGUUAGUUGGUUCAAUUUCAGGGGUCACUGGGGAGACAAAAUCUACCCCAUGAGCGACAAGAGACAGUACCGAUUAUGGGGACAAUAUCACUAUGUCAGUGGGCCACUCGGACCCAGAUAUAAGAAUUUGGGUCGCAAGAAGGUCUGUCAGCGUAUGCAAGCACAGUGCAUAAUCAAACACUGGCUUGGAGACGAGGAGGGCAGCGACGAUGGAGAGAAGAGGUUGCCCGGGGAGGAAAUGAUAGGGGAUGAUGUAGAGGUUCCAGAGCAGACAGAGCAAGUUGGUGGACGGGAAGAUGGACGGGCGGGCAUAAGACAAUGGACAUGA